Molecule: messenger RNA, 2377 nt
Organism: Crotalus tigris (Tiger rattlesnake)
Lineage: Eukaryota; Metazoa; Chordata; Lepidosauria; Squamata; Viperidae
Gene: SERPINF1
Product: serpin family F member 1
Exons: 6
Coding region: 891-2267 (458 amino acids)
Biological process (GO): positive regulation of neurogenesis; negative regulation of endopeptidase activity; negative regulation of angiogenesis
Molecular function (GO): serine-type endopeptidase inhibitor activity
Source: RefSeq, a predicted model, not a curated record
CUGAAUUCUGAAAUUGCCCCCUUGAUUUAUUUUGUUAUUUGAUGCUUACAGGGAGAGAAGCACUCCAGGCAGCCUACAGAAACAGCAUAAAGGCCAUUAACAAACGUAAAGCACAAAUAAGAUUAAACAGUGCUAUAAAAUGUUGGAGUUGGCCUGCUGAAUCACUGAAACAAAACUGAAUAUCGUUCCAUUAGAAACGAAUAAAUUUAAAUAUUUAUUUAAAACUUAACGGCAUUAAAACGAAACAGGUAAACCAGAGCAGAAAGUCUUUGAGGCCCACUUGAAAAAGACCCUUCAAAGAUGAAGCUUCUCUUUCUCUCUCUCUCUUUCUCUCUCUGGGACUUCCUAAGAACCGAGAGCCUCCCUCAGGCACACUCGCUCUGUGAGGGAGAUGGGCACUUUCCCAAUUGGACAAAUGGAAAGAAACUCUCCAUAGAAAAUUACUAUAGGCAUGAUACGCCCGCCAUGUCCGUUUCUGGUUGGCUUAGGUUUUAUUCCCCUUGAAGACAUUUCGCUUCUCAUCCAAGAAGCUGAGGAAGAACCGAAGAUGCUUCUUGGGUGAGAAGGGAAAGGUUUUCAAGGGGAAUAAAGACCAAGAAAAUCCGGUGGCCUUUUGGGGGGAAAAGCGCCUUUGGGACAAGGUGCUGAGAUUCUCCAGAGACAGAGUCAGACCUGAGCCGUUGCACUCCUCUGUUCAUUUACUUAGACAAUUUCCUGGCCACCCAUCUCACCUCAGGAUAACUCUCUGUCCCUCCUCCUCCUCCCCCCCCCGCAGGUUCCACCAUGAAGCACCUGAUGGUCCUCCUGGGGCUGGUGGCCCUGGCCGUCCCCUGCCGGAGCCACGACGGGAACCCAGCAAACACCCCCCAGGUCAGCCAGGGGUCUCCCGGAUGGCCGAGUGUGGCUCUGGGCUCGGAGUGGCAAGGAAGCAGAGGCUGGGGACAGGCCGGACGGCCUUGGGGGAUUCCCCCUUGCCAUUCCACCCAGGGGGUGGGCUAACCUGCAGCCCGUGCAGGGGGUCCUCGCUUCACAGGGUGGUGGGCUGCAGUAGAAAGACCCCCAGGGCUGCGGUGAUGGGCCCCCUCUUUGGUGUUUCGAAGGAGCCGGACCCCGCAAGGGAAGCUGGGGAGGAGGAGGAGGACCCCUUUUACAAGAACCCCGUCAACAAACUGGCCGCUGCCGUUUCCAACUUCGGCUACGCCCUCUUCCGUCAGCAGUCCAGCCAGACCCCCUCGGCCAAUGUCCUGCUCUCCCCCUUCAGUGUCGCCACGGCGCUCUCGGGCCUCUCACUGGGGGCGGGUGAGCGGAGGGAGGAUGUGAUCUCACGAGCGCUUUUCUACGACACGCUCGACAAGGCCCACCUGCACAGCACCUACAAGGAGCUCCUGAGCAGCAUCGGUAGCCCCACCAAAGGCCUGAAGAGCGCCUCCCGCCUGGUGAUGGAGAGACAGCUGAGGAUGAGAAUCACGUUUGUGAAUGAGCUGGAGAAAUCCUACGGCUUCCGGCCCCGGGUGCUCAGCGGAAACGCCCGGGCGGACCUGCAGGAGAUCAACCAGUGGGUGCAGCAGCGGACGGGGGGGAAAAUUGUCCGAUUCCUGGGGGAGAUCCCGGCCGAGCUCAGCAUCCUGCUCCUGGGGGCUGCCUCUUUCAAAGGGCAGUGGGCCACCAAGUUUGACCCCAAGCUGACCAAGCCUCAGGACUUCCACCUGGAUGAAGACCGGACCACCCGGGUGCCCAUGAUGUCGGCCCCCAGAGCCAUCUUGAAGUACGGCUUUGACUCUGAGCUCAGCUGCAAGAUCGCCCAGCUGCCCCUGGCUGGAGGGGUCAGCCUCAUGUUCUUCCUGCCCGAGAGCGUCACCCAGAACCUGACCCUCAUCGAGGACAGCCUGACCGCUGAGUUUGUCCGCGACAUCGACAAGCAGCUGAAGACCGUCCAGGCCGCGCUGAGGCUGCCACGGCUGAGGCUGGUGGCCGAGACGAGGCUGGGGGAGGCGCUGCAGGCAAUGCGGCUCCAGGCGCUCUUCUCCACACCGAACCUCAGCAAAAUUUCCGCCAAGCCCAUCAGGCUCUCCCACGUGUAUCACAAGGUGGCCUUUGACCUCGGGGAAGACGGGGCCAGCCCCGUGUUUGGCUCGGAGACAGAGGCCGCUCGGCUGAACUUCCCCAUCGACUACACGCUGGACAAGCCCUUUCUGUUUGUGCUUUAUGACAACGACAGUGGCACCCUCCUCUUCAUCGGAAAGAUCCUCGACCCUCAGCAGGCCUAAAGCGCUCCAAGACCCCCAAGCCGCAGGAGCAAAACAGGGGGGGGCCUCCUUGACUGUGUCCCGCAGCUGGUUUUGCUUACGUGGUCCAAUAAAAGAGCUUCUGCCUUAAA